Spodoptera litura is the source of this 6130-nucleotide messenger RNA. RefSeq names its product sodium chloride cotransporter 69 (gene Ncc69). Gene Ontology annotation, cellular component: membrane. Gene Ontology annotation, biological process: sodium ion transmembrane transport; potassium ion homeostasis; potassium ion import across plasma membrane. Lineage: Eukaryota; Metazoa; Arthropoda; Insecta; Lepidoptera; Noctuidae. Gene Ontology annotation, molecular function: sodium:potassium:chloride symporter activity. The record is from RefSeq and is a predicted model, not a curated record.
UAGACGGCAAGGUGGUUGUUUGUCUGAAAUAUCUCCGCAGCGCGGUCCGCGUGCUUUUAUCUCCAUCGCUUUUAAAUUAUAAUUCUAACUGAAAACCACAUUGCUGUGAUAUUUUAUAAAUUCUUCAUUAUUUCAUCAAUACGAACAGUAACUUUUUUUGCUAACGAAUACUAAACUGUACCAUAAGUGUUUAUAAAUAUCGGCCGGUAUCAAAAUUAAAAUAAAAUGAUGUGUUAAAUAUAACUGUAAAUCAAAUAUAUACUGUCGGUAAAGAUGGGUACGCCACAGAAGGACAUAGAGUUGAGUCCAGUGAAGCCUGAGGGUAAUACUAGCACGUUGCCGGAGAAACUAAAUUUGCCGGUAAACGAUGAGGAGGAUGUUAUUAUUGGGCGGUUUAGGAAGAUAAGCUCGGCGAAGUCGAUGGCAGCAACGAACGGGAACAUACAGUAUCCAUCGGCUGCCGAUGUGCCUAUGAGGAGCGAGGACGUGGAGGCCGGACUACAGUUCAAAACUAGGGAACCGGGAGAAAAGGAUCGGUUGUUACCGGAGUCGGCGACCAACGGUUCAGUAACGGUGCAGUCCCGCUCUCCCGUCACUAAGAGCAGCUUCCGUGAUAUCGAAAAGCCGUCCAGGUUCAAGGAUCAGCCAUCUGCCACUAGAUUCCAGAUGGAAGAUGAGCAGGAGGAGGAACAAGAGCACACUGACUCCGAUGGAAUGGACAGUGAUGAUCCUCUCACGUGCACUGAUACCAAAUAUGGCAAGAGUUUCAGGCAUUUCACUAGAGAAGCUCUGCCAAGGUUGGACAACUACAGGAAUGUUCUCUCACUGCACGCGGCGCCCCGACCUACGCUGGAUGAGUUGCACAAUGCUUCCCUCUCUAGGAAGCCACAAAUGAUGGAGAAGGAUCUGGCGACGCCGACGCUGACGUCAACGAACCUGAAGUUUGGCUGGAUCAAAGGAGUGCUGAUGCGAUGUCUCCUCAACAUAUGGGGGGUGAUGCUGUUCCUCCGACUUUCCUGGGUCGUUGGCCAGGCGGGCGUGGCGCAGUCAAUGCUCCUGAUCCUCACAACCUCGGUCGUCACCACCAUCACGGCGCUCUCCAUGUCUGCCAUCAGUACGAAUGGUGUCAUUAAAGGAGGUGGCACAUACUACAUGAUAUCGCGGUCGUUGGGCCCUGAGUUUGGUGGCUCUAUAGGCCUGAUAUUCUCGAUGGCAAAUGCGGUGGCCUGCGCUAUGUACGUGGUCGGCUUUGGAGAGUCGCUCAUUACUCUUAUACCGGAGACCGCGUAUAUGGUCGACAAAGGAUGGGACCAAGCAAUAUACGGAUGUAUAACAAUAGUACUCCUAACGGGUAUAGUGAUCGUGGGCAUGGAAUGGGAGGCGAAGGCACAGAUAGUGUUACUGGUGAUACUAUUGGCAGCCAUCGCGGACUUCUGCAUAGGCUCCAUCGUUGGACCUAAGAGCGACGUCGAAAUGGCACAGGGAUUCGUUGGGUAUAAUUGGACAGUGUUACAACAGAAUCUAGGUCCAGACUACAGGCGGUUCGAAGAAGUGGACUAUAACUUCUUCUCAGUUUUCGCGAUAUUCUUCCCCGCCGCUACUGGUAUAUUAGCUGGAGCUAAUAUUUCCGGAGAUUUGAAGGACCCCCAGAAAUCUAUUCCUAAAGGCACCCUCCUGGCUAUCCUGUUGACAACGAUAUCAUACCUGGUGAUAGCAGUCAUAGCUGGGUGGACAGUACUACGGGACGCUUCAGGGGACGUCGCAGACAUUGCUAACUGGACCCUCGACCACUGCGCUGCUACUGACACAUGCGCUUAUGGACUGCAUAAUAGUAAUGAUGUAAUUCGCCUGGUAUCUGGAUUCGGUCCGCUGAUCUACGGUGGAUGCUUCGCGGCGACUUUAUCUUCUGCACUCGCGUCUUUGGUGUCAGCGCCUAAAGUGUUUCAGGCGCUAUGCCAAGACAAGUUGUACCCGUACCUUGAGUUUUUCGCGAAAGGUUACGGUCCCAACAACGAGCCAGUCCGUGGGUACGUGCUCACAUUCGUCAUCGCAGUCGCGUUCAUACUUAUGGGCGGCCUGAACCAGAUAGCGCCCUUGAUCUCUAACUUCUUCCUGGCCGCGUACGCUCUCAUCAACUUCUCCACCUUCCAUGCCAGUCUCGCCAAGCCUGUGGGAUGGAGACCUACCUUCAGGUUCUACAACAUGUGGCUGUCCCUGGUGGGCUCGCUCCUGUGCGUGGCCAUCAUGUUCGUGAUCUCUUGGAUCACUGCACUCGUCACAUUCGGGUUCCUGCUCACUCUGUAUCUGCUCGUCUCCUACAGGAAGCCAGAUGUGAACUGGGGCUCUACGACGCAGGCGCAGACAUACAAGGCGGCGCUCACUGGGGUCUACCACCUCAAUACUGUCACUGAACAUGUUAAAAAUUACAGGCCUCAGAUCCUGGUACUGACCGGGUUCCCCGGGGAACGUCCCAUCCUGACAGACUUCACGUAUCUACUCACUAAGGGACACUCACUCAUGCUCUGCGGACAUAUAAUGCAGGGCCAGGUGAGCCACCGCGGUCGCGAGGCACUGACUAGUCGCGCGUACCAGUGGUUCAAGGGACGGAAGAUCAAGGCGUUCUACUCCAUUGUAGACGAUGUCGGGUUCAAGGACGGAGCCAGUGCACUUGUACAGGCUAGUGGUAUUGGCAAGUUGAAGCCGAACAUCUUGUUGAUGGGAUUCAAGGAGAACUGGCAAACGAGCGAGCGAAACGAAAUCGCAGACUAUGUCGAAGUUAUGCACAAGGCCCUGGACGUGCACAUGGCGCUGGCCGUGCUGCGCGUGGAGGGCGGCCAGCACGCGCCCGACGCGCUCGACCACGAGAGUCAUAUACAUACUGUAGCUAUAAGAGUGUCCCCCCCCAGCAAGGCCCUGGACGUGCACAUGGCGCUGGCCGUGCUGCGCGUCCCCCCCGGCCAGCACGCGCCCGACGCGCUCGACCACGACCUGCACUCGUACCUCGCUGACGUCAACCUCAAGGACCUGUCCGCCUUCUCGCGUUCCAUGGGAGAUAAUAAGGAAUCUAAGUCCACUGAGAGUCUCAACACGCACUCCAGAGGUAGCAGUAUGUCAGAUGUAUCCCUCGGCUCGCCGCAACUGGACCGCGGCGUGUCAGCCGACCCCGCCGCGUUGAAGAACGAUAAAGCACAAAAGAGCGAUGACAAAGAUAACUCAGUACUGGGCGGCACUGGUAUAAGCGGCGUGGUGCGUCGUGCACUGGGCGGGUCGGCGGCGCGGCGCGCUUCGUCGUUCACAUCCGUGGAACAGUUCACCAAGCGACAGGCCGGCACUGUCGACGUAUGGUGGCUGUAUGACGAUGGAGGUUUAACCCUCCUCCUGCCUUACAUCUUAUCAACACGUCGCGCCUGGUCGUCGUGUCCACUACGAGUGUUCACACUCGCUAACAAGAACACAGAACUCGAAAUUGAGGAACGAAACAUGGCCUCAUUACUAUCAAAGUUCCGGAUAGACUACUCCGCCCUGAAGAUGAUAUCAGACAUAACGCGGCGGCCCAAGGACUCCACCCUUGCAUACUUUGACAAAUUGAUCACGCCCUUCAAGUGUGCCGACGAUGAUAACACGGGCAUCACAGAAGCGGACCUGCUGGCGGCGCAGGAGCGCACGUGGCGCCACCUGCGGCUGCGCGAGUUGAUCGCGGCGCAGUCGCGCGGCGCGCGCCUGGUGUGCGUGACGCUGCCCAUGCCGCGGCGGCGCGCCGUGGUGCCGCCCGCGCUCUACGUGGCCUGGCUGCACGCGCUCGCCACCGCCGCCGACCGGACCCUCCUCGUCCGCGGGAACCACGCCGCCGUACUCACGUUUUACUCUUAGGAACUACUCCCAUUGCUGUUUCUAUUUCUGUACUGUUCAUUUGAGUCGUAUGUGGAACUUGUCAGAUCGUCAUCUCUUGUGUCGAUAUGGAUAUAUUCUUCUUUGAUAUCGUCUUUAGUAAGAGAAGUCUCAUCAGAUUUUGACUUCUUCUGUCGAUAUAGAGCUGUCUGUGUAUCACUUGGAAAAAAUCAAAGGAAUUCGUUACGUAUUUGUCCUCUUCUCUCUUGUCGAUAUAGCUAUUAUUUUAUCACUUGAAAGAUAUUCCCAUGUUAUAAUACCAAACGUUAGAAUAACAACUUGCAUGAAGUUGUUUUAGUCAACUCGAAUUAUACUGAAGUUAGCUACAAAAUGCACGAAAAUGUCUCUAAUACUGUCUUUAAUGAAAACUGGUUCCAUAGGAAGUUCGGAUACUUCUUCUUUAUAAAAUGGGUUUUUUCAAAGUACAAGUUUCACUUAUAAAAACUCUGGUUGCAAACAUAUCGCAAGACGAAAAAUUAUUAGACCCUCAGAUUACGAAAACCAGUGAUAAGUUGACUAAAAAGUAUUUCCCACAGAUCUGAAAAAGUCCAAGUUCUAAUAAACUUCCGUAUAAGUUAUGCUCUAUACAUAAUACUCAGCGGGUAAAGUGAACACCCUUCAAGAGAUUUUAGUACAUUGGAAAUUUUACCAGUAAUCGACCAAAGGUUUGUUGUACAUUUUAUACGUAAAUUAGUGUAAUUAUAUUACUUAGUGACAUCCAGUGUGUUUAGUUCGUAGUUUUAUUGUUUAUUUGUAAUAUUUAAUGUCGAAUCAUUCCAUUGUAUCGUGCCUCAACUCUGCGAGAAGUUUAGAAAUUAUAUUUGGAGGCUGAACUAUUUGGUCUUAGUAGAUGGCGCCUCUGGCGAUUAAAAUCUUGUCAGGCUAAUAAAUCUCGCUCUAAAUGGAGAUGGCACUACGAGCGACUAGCGAAUUUUGAUGAAAUUAAAAUCGAAUUUACAAAAAUAUCAUCAAUGCGGGCAAAUUAUGCAUCAAUUUAAUUCUCGCGUCCUAUUUUAAUCAUCCUUAACUUAAGGCUUGUUUUACUAAUGAUCAGUUUUAUUCCUUGACACGUAAAUAUAUUUAGUAUGCAGUUAAGGAAAUGUACAUUGUUUCAGUUAGAGACAAUAUAACCAUUGGUUGGCUACUGAGCUGAUAAAUGAUUACAAAAGACAUGAGCUUCGUUAUAAAACUAUACAAUUUAUUUUCUUAGUUGGAUACUAAAUAACUUGACUAACUGUCCUUUAGUUUUUUCUAUAAACAAUCGAAUAAUAGCUUAGGAGAUGUAGCAAUCGUUUAGGAAUCUCGAUUGAGGUUGCGACCUACUAUUUAAUACUAAUGAAAGUACAAACACAUGACGCCUGUUGUUACAUUAUUUUGAUAAGUUUUGCUUAUUUAUUUAUAUUUUCUUUUGAAGUAUUUGUCAAGAUCUGAAAUCGGAAUCUUUGGAAUAAUUUUAUACCUUUUAUUACUUAUAUGUAUACGAAAAAUUACUAAAAUUGUUUAGGAUAGAUAAUCAAAACGUUUCGUCUAUAUAACGUUGUAAUAAGAUCUAUUAUCGCAGCGCGGACGCGCGAACACGCGAACUUGUACUGACGUAAUUAAAAACAUUCGUGAAAUAAUUGCAAGAUAAAAGUACAGCAUAUAUGUAUGUAUUAUUGUACUGUCUGUACCCUUUUUAGGGUGGCAGUUUAAUGUCACUGAAUUUUGAUAUACCCUUCUUUUAGAUAAAAGUUUUAUUAUAAAACUAUUAAUAUUUUGAUUAAUUUACAUUUUUCGACUAGAUUUUAGAUAAUUCAACACUACUAACACCCAAUGAACUGUUUAAACGCAUGGAAAGCACAGUUGCUAAGUUUAACUUCUCCGUAAUGUGUCGCGGGUUCGAUUAGUGCGCCGAACAAUUAUUUGUAUGAUUCAUGAAUAACAAUUCACACAACAAUUUGGGUUUAAAAGGUGAAAAGGCGGCACGAAGUUUACCGGGACCGCUAGUUAGGAAAUAUUUUAAUGCAGUUUGUAUUGGUUGUUUCAAUUGUAAUUUUCUUUAAUGACUCCACACUAGAUAUUUUCUCUGUGUCGUGAUUACAUUUGAAAACACACACAUACAUAAACAUAACACACUUAGACUCUGAAGUGUUCUUCAGAGAACUCUGACUUUUCACCUUUUAAACCCAAAUUACCAAAAUUAACCAAAUCGAUUCAGCCGUUUUCGAGUUUUACCGAGACAAACGAACAGAAAUUCAUUUUU